Molecule: messenger RNA, 1307 nt
Organism: Mesocricetus auratus (golden hamster)
Lineage: Eukaryota; Metazoa; Chordata; Mammalia; Rodentia; Cricetidae
Gene: Nubp1
Product: nucleotide binding protein 1
Exons: 11
Coding region: 128-1099 (323 amino acids)
Biological process (GO): iron-sulfur cluster assembly
Cellular component (GO): cytosol
Molecular function (GO): ATP hydrolysis activity; ATP binding; ATP-dependent FeS chaperone activity
Source: RefSeq, a predicted model, not a curated record
GGGUUUCACGCGUGCGCAGUCCUAAUCUGGCAAGACAGUUCGGGCGGCCGGAGGGUCAGAUUGGACCUGCGAGGCGGAAACACGCCCUUGGAGUUCCGGCGAGCGCAGCCCCGGCAAGGGUGGCAGCAUGGAGGAGGCGCCCCACGGCUGCCCCGGGAUCGACAGCGCCCAGGCGGGCCGAGGAGCCUCGUGCCAGGGAUGCCCCAACCAGAGGCUGUGCGCGUCGGGCGCCGGCGCCGCACCAGACCCGGCCGUGGAGGAAAUCAAAGAGAAAAUGAAGACAGUGAAACACAGAAUCUUGGUGCUGUCUGGAAAAGGUGGCGUUGGGAAAAGCACGUUCAGUGCCCACCUCGCUCACGGCCUGGCAGAGGAUGGAGACACACAGGUCGCCCUUCUGGACAUUGAUAUCUGUGGGCCAUCGAUCCCCAAGAUCAUGGGCUUGGAAGGAGAGCAGGUUCACCAGAGUGGCUCUGGCUGGUCUCCAGUGUAUGUGGAGGACAAUCUGGGGGUGAUGUCUGUGGGUUUCCUGCUCAGCAGUCCUGAUGAUGCUGUCAUCUGGAGGGGACCAAAGAAAAAUGGCAUGAUCAAGCAGUUCCUUCGUGAUGUAGACUGGGGAGAUGUUGACUACCUCAUCAUAGACACCCCACCCGGCACAUCCGAUGAACACCUCUCAGUCGUCCAGUAUCUGGCUGCGGCACACAUUGAUGGGGCGGUGAUCCUCACCACCCCUCAGGAGGUGGCCCUCCAGGAUGUCCGGAAAGAGAUCAGCUUCUGCCACAAGGUGAAGCUGCCCAUUAUCGGUGUGGUGGAGAACAUGAGCGGUUUCAUCUGCCCUAAGUGCAAGAAAGAGUCUCAGAUCUUCCCUCCCACAACCGGGGGUGCAGAGGCCAUGUGCCAGGACCUGAAGAUCCCUCUUCUGGGCAGAGUGCCGCUGGACCCACUCAUAGGUAAGAGCUGUGACAAAGGCCAGUCUUUCUUUGUUGAAGCCCCGGAUUCACCAGCCACAGCAGCCUACAGAAGUAUUAUUCACAGGAUCCAAGAGUUCUGUAGUUCUCAUCCAUCCCUGAAGGGGACAGAGCCAAGUGCCACCUGCUCCUAGCUGCAGAACCUGCAGGCACAGGUCCAGCCCCAUCGGUCACAUCAGUCAGAGCGGGACAGGUGGAGCCAUGGCCACCAGAUGCUGACAGGAUUUGGAGUCACUUCCUUAAGAUACUUUAAUCUCCUAUUUUCCCACUUCCUUCAGAUCAAAGGUACAGGUACUCUGCAUACAGGUGCCAUUCAUCAUAAAAUAAAACUGUCUCCGUGAA